Triticum turgidum subsp. durum (durum wheat) is the source of this 798-nucleotide messenger RNA. The record is from the annotation of a GenBank genome assembly. Lineage: Eukaryota; Viridiplantae; Streptophyta; Magnoliopsida; Poales; Poaceae.
AUGCCGUCCCCGCCCUCAGUCAACGGCGCCAAUGUCAGUGCCAGCACCAGCAGCGUCUGGGCCACGUCGCAGAGCCUCCUCGGCAGCAUGUUCAUGCCGUCUUCUAUACAUACAUCAAGAUUAAAGCUAACAGAGCGCGCACUGGCCGCCAAGCCCCCGUUGCUGUGCCUCGCGAUCGACGCCGCGUCUGCCCAGUUCUCGGCCCCCGCAGCUGACAGGCAGCAGCAGCUCCCGCCGCCGUCGCCGUCCCCGUCGGCACACAUGUCCGCCACGGCGCUGCUUCAGAAGGCGGCGCAGAUGGGCGCCACCUCGUCGAGCUCCUCGUUCCUGCGUGGGCUGGGCCUGGACAUCUCGUCGUCGUCGCCGAUGUCGACGUCGUCAGGUCAGCAUCAACAGCAGCACCACCACCACCAGGAGCCCAUGCAAAUGGAGUUCCCGGAGGGGUCGCUGCAGCAAUGGCCGCCGCGGUUGGAGCCCGAGCCAGCUCCGAUGAUGUCGGCCGGGCUGGGCCUCGGGUUACCAUACGACUCUACCGACGGUCCGAUGGGGUUGCCAGAGCUCAUGAUGGGCCAGUCAUCGCUGUUCAGUGCCAAGUCAGCCACGCUGGACUUCCUGGGGCUCGGGAUGAGCCCCACAGGCGCAACGACGAGCAGGGGCCUCCCUGUGUUCAUGCAGCCCAUGGGCGGCGCGGUCGGCAUGGCCCGGACCGGCAGCGGCGUGGCGGAGACGUUCGGCUUCGGCCGGGGUGCUCAGGCCAAGCCGUGGGAGAGGAACCCGAGCAGCUCGCCGAUCCUGUGA